AAUGGGUAUGUGGAGUAACGCAGUGCAUCUAUAUAGUGCCUAGGUUAGGAAUUGUUGUAAACCUCCACGCUCCUAAUUCUUGUUCAUGGCUUUGGGCAUAGUUAGGUAAGCACAGGGGCAACUUACCUUUAUUCCACAUAAUUAUCUUUGUCUUUACUCUUAAAGCUCUUAAAGACCCCAAAACAAAGCAACCCCUUUUCUACGAAGUAGUAUUUUAGAAAUACAUCUGCGUAUGUUCAGCUUCAUUCGCUAAUCGAUAGUACAUGACACUCGAAUCAUUCGAUUGUGUACAUCGGAAUCUUACAUUGCUAUAGGCUUUUGUGUUGUCUAGAAGUCUAGAACGUCUAGAAUUCAGAGCUUUAGGUUAUAUUUGAGAGUAUUGUCCCUGUCGCUGAGCUAUGUAGUAACUGCUGUAAACCAUGUACCUAUCAGGUUAUAUGCUCUUCUACUUCUGAUUCGUGGUGUAUAUGAGCGCUAGUGUAUGAUAGGCGUACUAGUGUCCGUGUUAUGUGUUUUACUGGAACGUUUUUCUUCCAUACGGUUGCGAAGAGAUGUGACAUGAUGCAAGAUGCCCUUUGUUUGCGUACUACAUCAGCAAAUGAGAACGCAUUCGUAGAAGUGUGAUGUAACAUGACAAAAGACUGCACAUAUAUGCCAAACAUAACCUUGUGGGAACUGCCCACAUUCAAGCCAAUGUUAAAGUGACAACGCAAGUAUCAUUGCUUAGCAACAACGAGUAAACAGCUGUUGGUAGGCAAAGCCUACAACAGUACGGACAGUGACAUGUUUUUCGAGCUGUCCGGCGCAGUGUUAUAUACGAGGACGAUUUGGCGAUAUGUAGAAGUGUCGUGUGGGUGUUAGAAGCAGUAAUAUUGUCGGUACUAUACUUCAAUUCUUCUAACUCAAGUUCAUCUGUGUAUACUGUGAAACUAUAAUAUAUAUUAUAGAACAGUUCAACAAGUGGUUGUCUCUUCAUAUAACGACAUCCCACAACCCGAACGCCGCUGAAUACCAUGUUACAAUGCUGUCAGUGGUUGACCUAUUGUGGACCAAUAAGACUGUGGCUACAGUGUGUUUGGGUUUGGUAGCAUUGCUUGGCGACCAUGUGGUGACACAUUAUACCCAGUAUGAGGAUGUACAGGCUGUAGCUGACAAUUUGACUCAUGGUGCUAUAGGUCUGCUGACAUGGCACAUUGUCAGAAUCCAUUUAGCAGGCCUUUCUCUCACGACUCAGCUCUCCGAAAUUUUGUUAUGUGGACUGCUCGCGUCAGCUAUCGACCUGGAUCAUUUUGCUGCAGCCAGGUCUUUCAGGAUUCAGGAUGCCCGGCAGCUACCUUCACGCCCUCCCCUGCACUGUACGUCUGUCAUGCUAGCAGUCUGUGGAAUUUUGCUGCUGCUGUCUUUCACCUUCCGCUGGGUGUUGCUGCAUUGUUUCUCAUGGAUCCUUAUAGCUGCGGUCCUGAGCCAUCACUUGCGAGAUGCAACCCGUCGUGGGCUGUGGAUGUACCCAUUUGGCUCCAGCCCCCCCAUCCCAUAUGCUGGCUACAUGGUGGGCUGCAUGUUGCUGCCACAUGUGUUGCCCUCAUUGGUGGGGCGCACGCAGCCAGCUCCUCAGCAUGCCACUCUGUACUCAGUUGUAGAGAUGUGAGCUGAAUUGUGAUUGAGGAGGUGCUGAAGACCUCACGUGUCCGGUGUCCUGACCACUCCUUUGUAAUGUGAGACAACUUGUGUUGUGGUGAAGACAUGUUCAAACACUUGACGUUCAGCAAAGGGAGAACAAAGAUGGACGGCCUUUAAGGAGAAUGCUGAAACUUAGGGAAUAUCCUUUGAAGCGUGUAGUUCAUGUAAAUAAUAUUUACAAAUUAAUUUCAUACCUCCUAGAAAGGACUUACUAGUUAACACUGUUUAGAGAAAGAAUUGCUGUUUAUCGUAUCAUAUGAAACACAAUUUCUGUACUCCAUAAAAAGUUUAAGUAACAAAUGAAUGGAGAAGAUUACAUGACAAGGAACUUAGCUUACAAAAAAACUUUGUUUGGAAAAUUAUUGAAGAUAAUUACUUUAUUGGCCAAAAUAUGAGUAUAAUAUUAAAAUAGAUGUGGAAAGCAAAUAAUGACGCUUUGAUACAUCCAUGCAGUGUACUGACAGAUAUUAACAGGAACAGUUGAGAGGGAGAGGUCGCUGAGUUUGUGUAGGUGUUGAUAAGAGCAGAGGAAUGCUGCAUUAUCAGGUGAUGACUCAGUAUUGUUCCCUUAUCAGCAGAUAAGCACGAGUAGAUCUGAUAAAGCCCAUCACUUGCAGGAAAUGCUUUCAGUCUUACAAGAUGGCUGACAGAGACAGGAUAUUCAGUGUGAGUGUGGUUAUGUGGCAGGUAUCUGAAAGGAAGCUGUCGUAAAAGUGUGACAGACUAGGGUACCCAGUGGCAGGUUCCAUCUGUUGAAUGAGAUUGCUUUUAUUAAACUAAGCUAUGCAGACUAGAAUGGUUUUCUGUUGGCUUGGGAAAUGGUCAUGGCCUAUUUUUAAAGUAGCAUUUACAUACAGGGACUGAGGAAAACAGCAGAUAUCUGGUUCCUCAUUUGUAUGAUCAGAGAUGUGUGUGUUGCAGGAUGAUUUGGAGCUGGAGAUAUUUGCACUGGUCACAGGGUGCUUCUCUGUGCUGGCGCUGGUGGUCCUUGCCAUAUUGGUGAUACACCUUAA
Cryptotermes secundus is the source of this 2693-nucleotide messenger RNA. Its product is annotated as transmembrane protein 267. The transcript is spliced from 3 exons. The record is from RefSeq and is a predicted model, not a curated record. Lineage: Eukaryota; Metazoa; Arthropoda; Insecta; Blattodea; Kalotermitidae. The coding region runs from base 1022 to 1648 and encodes 208 amino acids.